Messenger RNA from Penaeus monodon (black tiger shrimp), 236 nucleotides. RefSeq lists its product as uncharacterized. NCBI's taxonomy places the organism in Eukaryota, Metazoa, Arthropoda, Malacostraca, Decapoda, Penaeidae. The record is from RefSeq and is a predicted model, not a curated record.
GCAGUCGUGGUGCUCGUCGGUGCCGGAGUGGCUGUCGGGAGACGGUGGAUGACUCGGGUGAGGGACCUCUGCGUCUACAACCACACCAACAGUACCACUUCUGUGAUGUCCAAUAUCCAAAAACUUCAACAAAGCAAUCCAAGCGUAUCCGUGGGCCACACACCAAGACCACAAACGAAAAACAGUAUCUACACGUAUACAAGAUUAAAUGAAGGUCAACCUCCCUCCUCUGCACC